Molecule: messenger RNA, 1623 nt
Organism: Haplochromis burtoni (Burton's mouthbrooder)
Lineage: Eukaryota; Metazoa; Chordata; Actinopteri; Cichliformes; Cichlidae
Gene: ubxn1
Product: UBX domain protein 1
Exons: 10
Coding region: 137-1072 (311 amino acids)
Molecular function (GO): protein binding
Source: RefSeq, a predicted model, not a curated record
ACCCUGCAGUAGCUUACGUGUUACUGUUCAUUAUUUGCAUGUUAGGGAAGCUUAUUCAUUCAUUUGAAGUAUAACUCAGUAGAAGCUCAAGGUGUAUAAACGUGAAGAUAGCGUCGUCAAAGUGUCCCCAGUCAAAAUGGCAGAGCUAACAACACUCGAGAGUCUGCUGGAGAUGGGGUUUGAUCGAAACAGAGCAGAGAAGGCAGUGGCCAACACAGGGAACCAGGGAAUUGAGCAAGCCAUGGAUUGGCUAAUGGAACACGAAAAUGACCCAGACAUCGAUGAGCCCUAUGUGCCGCCAGCGGGCAACAUCCUGGGAGGAGAAGCACAGAGCCAGCCCAGCACAGCAGACAGCUCUGAAGGUCAGGAGGGGCAGGAAAGUUUUGAAGGAAUAGCAGGUGGAGACAUCGGCUACAUUGAGACAGAGGAUGGCGUCAAACGGCCAAUGACAGAAGAGGAGAAAAAUGAGCAAGUCAAGAGGCUCGAGGAGCUGAUGCGGGUGAAGCAGGCGGAGAGAAGAGAGCGAGAGCGGGCAGAAGAGGUGGAGAGGGAGAAGCAGCGGAGGAAGCAGGGCCAGGAGCUGCAGCAGAUGCGCCAAAAACUGCAGGACGAUGAAAUGAAAAAAAUCGCUGAGCAGCGUCAGAGGGAGAAGAUGGAGGACAAAAUGGCAAGGCAAAGGGUUAAAGAGAAGAUAGCAAGAGACAGAGAAGAAAGAGCACAAAAGUUUGGAGGUAUUGCACCCUCGAGCACCGCUGCGUCAUCCCAGCCUGGCCAGCCCAGUCCGUCUUCACCCACCAGUCAGGGCCCUCCACCCACUAAAAAGGAGUAUGAUGAAUCCAGGAUACAGGUCCGUCUGCUGGACGGCUCGACCAUCACAACAGUCUUCAAGGCCCAGGAGCCGCUGGCGGCAGUGCGCGUCUAUGUGCAGAUGAACGGCAACACGCCCGAGGGUCAGGACUUCACGCUGCUGUCACCUUACCCCCGUCACGUCUACACUGAACUGGAUAUGGAGAAGCCCCUCAAAGAGCUGGGUUUGGUGCCUUCAGCUGUGCUGGUUGUUGCCAAAAAGUAAGAACAGGAGGAUCUGCUCUGUGAGCCUACCUCACCACUUCCACUACAUCGACACCAGAGAUACCAGAACAUGGACUGAUCCACAAACAGAGCUGCAGUCUUUUUCAUUUCACCCAACAAGCCAGAUAACUUAAUACAAGCACAGAUGUGUAAUUCCUCUCGAAAUGAUGAUAUGGAGGAAAUUGGUUCGACUAUCAAAAAGAAAAAGGCUUGAUUGAAUCCAUCCUGUUCUGCGCUGGUUUCACCGGCUGUGGGUUGGUGUGUGCAGUGAGCCUGAUAGUGAAGAUAGCUGGUUUCUGACAGAUACUGCUUCAAGGAGCACCACUCAUAGUUUCAACACAUUAAAGACAAAAAUAGAGAACAAACUUGUUGAGUUUUAACCCGAUCCAUAAAAACACCUGAUUCGGAAAGGACCUUAAGUUUAAUCCCCACAAUCUUCCUGAUUUUGUGACAGUUUGCCUUUUCUUUUUUUAUAUAAGUUUAAAUAUAUCAACAGCUAUGUCUACCUGGUCACCAAAAAUCUACUUAAAAUAAAGCUGACUUGGAAAGUUU